Molecule: messenger RNA, 2523 nt
Organism: Suillus subalutaceus
Lineage: Eukaryota; Fungi; Basidiomycota; Agaricomycetes; Boletales; Suillaceae
Product: acyl transferase domain-containing protein
Exons: 14
Coding region: 1-2523 (840 amino acids)
Biological process (GO): long-chain fatty acid biosynthetic process
Cellular component (GO): fatty acid synthase complex
Molecular function (GO): holo-[acyl-carrier-protein] synthase activity; fatty acid synthase activity
Source: RefSeq, a predicted model, not a curated record
AUGUCCUCUUGUCCCAAAACUCGUUCUUCAAAGUGGCAUACCUUCAACUCGGUCCCAGGCAAAGGCCGAGUGCAACUGAUCCGUAGGGAACGGCUCCUCAAGUCUGUAGCAGGCCUGGAAGAGUGGUUGAUGCAAGGUGGAGAUGAUGAGGUUGACCUCAUUGCAGAGUUAGCAAGUGUCAUGCUCACCAAAGGCACAUCUGGAGCAAGAGGUGACGACACCAAAAGUCUCAAGGGCAGUGUGCUCAACUGGAUCACCCCAAAGGGACACAGAAUACUGAUGAGCUUGCGAUGUUGGCAGUACAUCAUCAACUGUUGCGGCGCUAGCAAGGGUGAUACUUAUGUUCUUACCAAGCAAUUUGGCCAACAUCUCAUCGACAAUGCGAAGGAAGUGAUUGGUCGUCCUCCGGUGUACAAUGACCGUGUCGUUGCAUAUGAUGUCUCCUUUGUCGGCAUGAUCUUGCCUGGUGAUGAGCUGAAGGUCAACAUCCGCCAUGUCGGCAUGCGCGAUGGCAACAUGGUCGUCAAGGUCGAAAUGUUGAACCAGCGCGAAGAGAAUAUCCUCGAGGGAACUGCAGAGGUUGCGCAGGCUACCACCAUCUACGGCUCACAGGAGCCUGGCAUGGGAAUGGAUUUGUACAACAGCUCCUCCGCUGCUCGCGCAGUCUGGGAAGGAGUUGAUGCACACUUGCUUGCCGUGUAUGGCUUCUCCAUCGUUGAGAUCGUCAAGGACAACCCGAAGGAGAAAACCAUCCACUUUGGUGGUAUCAAGGGUCAGAUUGCGCUAGUCAUGACUGAGAAAGCUGCAUUCGAAGAUAUGUGCGCCAAGGGCUUCGUCCAGAAGAACUGCGCGUUUGCUGGACACUCGCUUGGUGAAUACUCUGCUCUUGCCUCCAUGGCUGAUGUCCUCCAUAUAUUCGCUCUUGUCGAUGUCGUUUUCUAUCGUAGGAUCACGAUGCAGCGGGUUAUCGAGCGUGAUGCUCACAACCGCUCUAACUAUGCCAUGGUCAACAAUACAUUUGUGCUGGAGCUUCUAGCUCUUCAAACGAUGACCAAUGUCUUGAACUACCUGAAAGUUCAGAAGAACGACAUUCACAAGCUGACUGAGCAAUUCACCUGUCGAGAAGGUCAAGGAGAUGCUUGGGGACAUUGUGAUGGAGUGCUUCGAGUGCGCCAAAGAGCAGCAAUGUGCCCUUCCACUCUUGUUACCUCUGGGCUGGUGUCAUGCCCUCCCGUGCAUAAGAUCAACCCGUCGCUUCUUAACCCUGACAUGCUUAUCGGAAAAUACAUCCCGAACUUGGUCGCCAAGCCAUUCGAUAUCACGCGCGAACAUCUUCCCCAUCUCGACAAGGUUCUCAAGAGGUGGGAUCAGGACGAUUGGACAUCCUCUGAGCAGCGUCAGAAACUUGCAUACACUAUUCUCGUCGAACUCCUCUCGUACCAGUUCGCAUCUCCUGUCCAUUGGAUCGAAACCCAGGACUUAUUGUUCACUCAUUAUCACUUCGACCGUUUCAUUGAGCUUGGUCCUUCACCUACGCCUACUGGCAUGGCCACCCGCACUCUCAAGGCCAAAUAUGAGGCGCAAGAUGACACCGUGAGCCGCAAAAUAAUCAUCCUUUGCCACGCCAAGAAUGACCGUGAGAUUUACUACCAGUUUGAAGAUGAAGUUGUCGCGACUCCUGCUGCUGCUGAAGCUCCUGUAGAAUCAACACCUGCCCUCGCAGCUCCUGCUGCUGCACCAACGCCUGUCGUAGCUUCACCUUUGGCUGGUCCCGCUGCCUCCAUUGAGGAUGCCCCCAUCAAGGCCAACAAUAUCCUCAUGUCCAUCAUUGCACAGAAGCUCAAGAAGAAGAUUGAGGAGGUUUCUGUGAGCAAGACCAUUAAAGAUCUCAUCAGCAGCAAGUCGACUCUUCAGAACGAGAUUCUCGGUGAUUUGCAACUUGAAUUAUCAUCUGCACCUGAGAAGGGUGAUGAGCUGCCUUUGGAAGAGCUCGGUUCUGCUCUCAGUGUCGGCCACUCCGGUGCUCUUGGCAAGUACACUUCGGGCUUGGUGUCCUGCUUGAUCGGUGGCAAGAUGCCUGGUGGCUUCACCUCAUCUACCAUCAAUGCGCACUUGGCAAAGACUUGGGGACUGGGAUCAUCACGCGCUGACGGCGUCCUUCUACUCGGAACCACAAUGGAACCUGCGAAAUGUCUCUCUUUGGAGGCUGAGGGCAAGGCGUGGCUUGAUACUGUUGUCACCAUCCAUGCUCAGCAUUCUGGGAUCUCUCUCUCCAGUGGAGGUGCUGGAGGUGCCGGCAGUAGUUCCGGAGGUGGUGCGACCAUCAACAGCAAGGGGUUCCUGAAGUUCCGUGCUGAACAGGAGCAGUUUGCCACUCAGCACGUUGAGCUUGCUCAGUUGCAGAGGGAGAUGCAUGCUCUCGAGGCCGAUGGUAGGGAUGUACACGAGGAAUACGUCUCAUCCUGUGCUACCGAUAUCGAAAAGAAGCUCACGGCAAAUCUCAUCACCUGUCCGAUGGAUUGA